Molecule: messenger RNA, 3482 nt
Organism: Ctenocephalides felis (cat flea)
Lineage: Eukaryota; Metazoa; Arthropoda; Insecta; Siphonaptera; Pulicidae
Gene: raw
Cellular component (GO): plasma membrane
Molecular function (GO): calcium ion binding
Source: RefSeq, a predicted model, not a curated record
CAGCAAUGGAAGGAUAUCGUCGAUUCGUUCUCGCCAGUUUAAACUUUUAUACGUAAAUAAACAAUUCAGCUGUCGUUUGCGACAUUUUUAAUCUUUAGUGUUCAAAACUGUUAUACCUAACCUCAUGGAUUUCAAGCACAUGCCUUUGUACAAGUUUUUAUUAUUUGAUAAAUUCAACAAUUAUAUACUCAACUUGUUUAAUUGUUAAUUGAUGUUGUUUUUAUUGUUUACAUAAGUCCACGUGCUGUGUCUCAGUGUGUCUUAAUGUGUAUGGAUAUGUAUGAAGUGUUAGAAAUCACUGUGAUAAAUUAUGCAAUAAGAUGUUAUGUAAAAACAGCGUUGUGUUUUAUUUGAACUCAUGACAAACACGGUGAUUCUAGCUGAAGAAGGGUUGUAUGCGAAGAAAUAGAAAAAAAGUCUAGUGCACAUCAAAAUUAUCGAUUACCACCCUCAUGAAAUGAAAAUUGUCUCUGAGAUGGAGACAAAAGUGAUUGCAUACAGAACUUCACAACGUUUCCUUCAUAAACAUUUAUAGUUUUUAAAGAAUUACAUAAGCUAUCAUGAACAAAUGCCGGUAGCAACAAUUCAAUCGGGUGUUACUUCAAAAUACAGACGUCGUACGUGCAUUUACAUCCGACGAGAGUAAAACAUGUAAAAAUCUAAUUUUAGAAAUGAUCUUACACGUUACGGCGCAUAUAAACAUAUGUAUAUAAAUAUACCUAUGUACAUUUUGGAUGUAAUCAACUAGCUCUGGAUAGAGUUUUAUUUUGUUAUCUCGUUGUACAAGAUAUUAGCUGAAACCUGCAUAGAAAGUUUGGAUCUGGAUAAUAGAUACUUACAUAAAUGCCAGUUGAAACUAUCGCCAGUUAGGAUUUUUAAAUCAUUUUACGGAAAAAUGGACAGUGUGGUCAUGACCACCCCGUCUAGCGCCGCAAAAAUCCGCGCGCGAGUUCGCAGUGCUUUCAGCGCGGUUUGCCCUCGACCGCUGCGAAAAGCUCAGAAAAACAACUCUAAUAGUGAGGCGCUCUCAGUUUGGAAACCUAGGUCACCAAAUCAACCAGUGCCUCCUGAUAAAAUUCAAGCGUUAUUUAAUCAAAUGCAACUAUACCCCACGAAAAGACAAGUACAAGAAAUGUUGGAAGCAUCACGGCGUUGUGCAUCACUUUCUUCAUCAUCGAGACGUAGAAACAGUGCUACAAAUCACACCUCACAUCACUCCCAUAAUUCACCUGUAACAAACAGAAGUAAUCCAAUAUCUAUUCAAGAAAGAAAUAACGAUCAGCCAGCAAGCAGAUAUGCAGAAAAACAUUCUCUUACUUUUGCGGAAUUCUGCGUUUUUGCCGCAGAACUUCGGAGACUCGAUAAGCAACCGAUGGAAGCAAUAAAGAACAAAAAAAAUUCUUUAGACUGUAGUAGUUUUAAUAGUAGAAUAAUACGCAACGUUCAAAGCAAUCACACGCAAAUCCAUUCGACCGCAUCACAAACGAAUCCUGACAUUACUGGCUUUAAUGAUACGGAUGGUAAAUUUACAAGUUUAGAUAAUGCAACGGAAGAAAUCAAUGACAGAAUCGCAAGUGAAUUUGAUUGCAGGAAAGAAAAUGAAGUUUUUCUGGGCGGCAGUUGUAAUCCGACCACUUGGAGAACAGAUAAAGCAAUUCCCGCACUGGAGAAGUUAGGGAUCACUUACUACAAUCCGCAAGUAUCGCACUGGACGCCAGAACUAAUCGAUAUUGAAUACCAAGCCAAGCGUUGCGCCCGCGUCAUGUUCUUCGUAAUGGAUGAUGAGACGCGCAGCACAGCCGGAUCCAUAGAAGUCGCGCAAAUAGCUGCUGAAAAACGCAGCCUGGUGCUCGUGCUUCGACCAUAUCGACCAGGGCAGUCCAUAUUGAAUGAGAAACUCAGUCCACAGGAGUUCUUAGAUUUAUCAAGAAACCAGCAGAUGCUUCAAGAACUUGUAGAAAGUAGAGGAUUUCCAGUGUUAAGUACAAUAGAAUCAGCUUUGGUCCGCACAAAGCAACUGAUAAAUCAUGAAAUUUUGAGUACUGUUUAUACGAGUGGUUUGGAUGUUUCAAAAACAUUGCAAGACCUUAGAAGCAAAUUUGAUUCUAUUGAUUUAUCGGGAAAUGGUUACAUAACAAUUUCACAAUGUGCUGCAGUGUUGAUACAAAUGGGAAUAUCUACAUUUGAAGAUGAAAUUAUUGAUUUAUUAUCUGAUCUAAAUUCGCAUACGAACAAAAGCAUUGAUGAUUCUUUAACCAACAAAAAUGCAACUAUGACAUUGGAUUUCCAACAAUUCUGUGCUGUAAUAUCAGAACUAAAUUGCAAAAGAUCCCAAAUGGCAGAAAAUGACAAAUACAAUGCAAAUAAUUUUGAUUGGGUUAACAAGCAAGUGAUUCAUCGACAAAGUUCCUCAAACAACAACACAGUGGACAAUAGCAAUCUGAAUGGUACUACUACAAAUACUCCUUAUAAUUCCAAAGAUCAUGAAAUAAAUUCAAUAAAUGCUAGUGCUGAAUUUGAUGUACCUAAGCGUGAUAUUUAUCUUGGUGGAUCAUGUAUGCUAAGAACAAAAUGGCGUCAGGAUAUCGUCAUACCUAUGUUGGAAGACAAUGGCGUCACCUACCAUAUUCCCAAAUUGCAUGAAAGUUUAGCUAAAGCUUAUAAUGCAUUUCACUACACUCCAGUUUUCUACAAUGAAACAUGUGGCUUAAGUAUGAGUUUGGGAUCAGAUAAGUCAGACAUAAACCACCCAGAAAAACGAGUGAAAUAUGAUGAUAUAAAUUUUUUGAAAGAUGAUGAAAACUAUAAAUCCAAUAACCAUGAGUCUACUAUUACUAAAGCAAAUCUCACAAUUAAUUUAAUAGAUAUAGAUAGAUCAAGUUCUGGAAGUAGUAUAAGUACAGUUUCUUCUUUGAAUUCACCAGUUUCAGUGAAUGGGGAAUCUUUAAGCUAUAAAGAUUUUAAUGAUACAGAUGUGUUAGAAGAUUUUAUAGGACCAGAUAAUGGAAGUUUAUAUAAUCCUUCAUUAAUUGAAAAUAGUAGAGUACUCCUGUUCUAUAUAACGAAUCAAACCAGAUCGCUUGCACCUAUGACUCUGGCCGCUUUUUGCAUAGGCGAAGGCAGAAAAGUGGUCCUGUGCAUAGAAAUGCUGAGUGAGAACUCUUCAAUUUGUGGGGAAAAGUUAACAAAAACUGCAAUUAAAGAUUUCAAUCGCGGCCGUGCCUAUUUAGCAGAUAUGGCAAGAAGAGAGAAUGUGCCUGUUUACGAAGAUAUUUUGCUUGCAACACAGAAAGCAAUUUCAAUGAUUAAAGAAGAAUAACUUUCGUGAUCUUGUAAUAUCACAUACAUAGAAUCUCUAUGUAUUUUUAUAAUAUCUGAAAUGAGCAGAUAACGUCUUACAAAAACUAUAUCGGAGAAUAUAUUUUAUAUUGAUAUCAGUAACUUGUUCAAAUAUUUUAAAAUAGGUUUAACAACAUCCCUAU